UUAAUAUAUUUGUUGACAAAUAAAAAAUUUAGAAUAAGUUCUUUAUCUAUUGGAUUACAAGGAAUGAAAUCACAAGAUAUAUCUUUGGCUGAACAAACAAUAAGAAAAGUUCUUGAAGAUAUUCAUCGGAAUGGAUUUGAUUCAAAACGAAUUGAAGCAGCUCUUCAUCAAACAGAAUUAGGAAAAAAACAUAAAACCUCUAAUUUUGGGUUAAACUUAAUGCACAGUAUAAGUUCAGGAUGGUUUAAUAGCUGCAAUCCUGCUGACAUUUUAGAGAUUAAUAAGAAUAUAGAAAUUAUAAAAGAAAGGAUAAAAAGUGAACCAUUCUUUCAAAACCUGGUGGAAAAAUAUUUCUUGUCAAAUCUUCACACUCUUACCUGUAUAAUGGAACCUGAUACACGCUAUACUGACGAAUUAAAUCGAGAAGAAGAGGAUAGAUUAUCUUCAAAAACCUCUGUUCUCAGUGAAUCAGAAAAGAACAAAAUUUAUGAACAGUCUAUUGAACUAAUUAAAAACCAAGAAGCCGAAGAGGAUUUAUCGGUUUUACCAAGUUUACGUGUUUCAGAUAUAUCACGAGAAAUGAAACGGAUUCCGUUAGAACAUCAUGUUUUGGAAGAUUGUCCGGUACAAUGGCGAACUACUGCAACUAAUGGAAUUACGUACUUUAGGAUGAUAAGUAAAAUCGAUGGAUUGCCGAAUGAGUUAAAAAUUUAUUUACCUUUAUUUGCUCAGGCGUUGACAUCUUUAGGAACAAAGGCAAAAUCUAUGGCUGAAAUAGAUGAUGACAUUCGUCUUUACACUGGCGGUAUUAACGCAUCACCUUUUGUAUCUACCAAUCAUUCUG
This is a messenger RNA of Dentiscutata erythropus, 844 nucleotides long. Lineage: Eukaryota; Fungi; Glomeromycota; Glomeromycetes; Diversisporales; Gigasporaceae. The record is from the annotation of a GenBank genome assembly.